Messenger RNA from Monodelphis domestica (gray short-tailed opossum), 3317 nucleotides. RefSeq names its product kallikrein-9. Gene Ontology annotation, biological process: proteolysis. The record is from RefSeq and is a predicted model, not a curated record. Gene Ontology annotation, cellular component: secretory granule. Gene Ontology annotation, molecular function: serine-type endopeptidase activity. Lineage: Eukaryota; Metazoa; Chordata; Mammalia; Didelphimorphia; Didelphidae.
GGGCAGGACUAAGGGGCCAGGCAUCUGGGGCCUCACAGCUGGGCUCCUUCAUUCGUCCCACUUCAGCCAGCUUGAGUGGGCUCUCCUCCCUGGAGCCAGACACCAUGAGCCAGGGCAUGUGGGUGUCACUGUUGAUGCUCCUUUGGGCAGGGCAGGGUUGGACAGACACGAGGGCCAUUGGGGCAGAAGAAUGCACCCCAAACUCUCAGCCCUGGCAAGCUGGCCUCUUUUUCCUCACCCGUCUCUUCUGUGGUGCCACUCUGCUCAAUGACCAAUGGCUACUCACCGCUGCCCAUUGCCGAAAACCGUACCUAUGGGUGCGGCUUGGGGAACAUCACUUGUGGAAAUGGGAAGGUCCAGAGCAGCUGUUCCGUGUCACUGAUUUCUUCCCCCACCCAGGCUUUAACAGUGACCUAAGUGCCCAUGAUCAUAACCAUGAUAUUAUGCUGAUCCGCCUGAAGCGUCCAGCCAAAUUGGGUCCAGCUGUGCAGCCCCUCAACAUCAGCAAUAAUUGUGUCCGACCUGGCACCACUUGUCUGAUCUCUGGCUGGGGGGCCACCUCCAGUCCUGAAGUGGAGUACCCGCUCUCGCUUCAGUGCGCGAACAUCAGCGUUCUGGAUCCCCGACUGUGCCAUAAAGCCUACCCUGGUCGAAUAACUUCCAAUAUGGUCUGUGCUGGUCUUUGGGAGGGAGGCCGAGGCUCCUGCCAGGGAGACUCCGGGGGCCCUCUGGUCUGUAACGGUGCCUUAGCCGGCGUAGUGUCGGGGGGAGCCGAGCCCUGCUCUAAACCCAAACGACCAUCGGUCUACACCUCAGUCUGCCAGUACAGAAAAUGGAUCAGCAAGACAAUGAGGGAGAACUCUACGUGACUGGAUUCCUCUGGGACCUUCCCCUUCUGCCCUACUCCCCCAGGUCCUGCCCUAUGGGGGAAUUUCCCUUGUGAAGCCCGCAACUGUGACCACGCCCUCAGCCUCUGACUCCACCCACUCAAGCCUCCCAGCUCAGACCCUCCACGUGCCUCCUUCCUAUUGAGGGCUUUACCUAUUGGCUAAUAGACUCCAAGGAGCAACUUGGGGACUCCAUGGAAUGAGCGGGGAAGAACUGUCCUCUCUUAUGCUACCCACGCUUGAGAACACUGCCACUGCCACCCACUAAUUAUACACUAACCAUACACUAACCAUACCAUCCACGUUCUGAAGCGUUCUGAUGUGGAUUUGGGAGGGGGGGCGGGGGGAAGAGGAGAGGGCUCAGAAUCUCACAGCUGCAAAGACUAAGUGACUAUCAUCCACUCAAACCUGAAGAGGAAUCCACGGAUCAUAGGGUCAUCCCGCCUCUGAUGAGGAACUCGGGAACCUUUGAGAUGCACGUCCAUUGCACUUUGGGGCAGCUCUCAUUUUCCUGAUAUCAAGCCUAACGGUACCUCUUUGCACGUUCUGAGCAUUGCCACUGGACCUCAACUCUGAGGUAAAGAGAAAAAGUACAGUCCUUCUGAAGUAUGCCAGCCCCUCCAAAUCCCAAAGACAGCUUUCAUCUCCCUUGCAUCUCCUCCAGUCUUCUCUUCUCCAAACUGAACAUUCCAAAUUUUUCCCAUCAGUCUGGAUGUGGCAUGAACUCAAGGCUCUCCUCCAUCUUGGCCACCCUCUUCUGGAUGCCCUCCAGCUCAUCGAUGUUCUUUAAAUGUGGGCCCCCACCACGCUCCUAUUACUCCUUCACUCCUGGACACCACAUCUCUCAAUGUACGAUGGGGAGAUACUUCAAAACUCCACCCAGGGCCUGGCAUAGUGGGUACCUGGCACCUAGAUAGCAUUAAAAUAAAUAUUUGUAGAGUUGAAUGGAAUUGAAUAUAGCCCAAGAUUGCAAUAGCUGUUUUUGGCUGCCUCAUCACCUUGUUGCCUCAUGAUGAGCUUGUGGUUCACAAAACUUGCAGGUCUUUCGAAAACUUGAUUACCUGGGCACACCUAACCCUGUCUCACACUUGUGAAGUUGAUUUCUUGAACUGGAAGUGUCAGGCUUUGUACUUGUAUAAAUGUGUUCCUCACAGGAAACAUUUUGUUUAGGCUCUACUCCCCAUGGAGUCCCCCGCCCCUUUCCCCAGGCAAAUUCCCCAAAGAUUCCACUCCUUUGGGGACUUCUGCUCCUUGCUCCCCACCCCCACCUCCUAGCUCCUUCUAUUUCAUUUGAUAUCUGACUCUAGACAGUCUGUUACUAGCUGUGUGACCUGGACAAAUCAAUUAUUUGCCUCAGUUUCCUCAUCUAUAAAAUAAGCUGGAGAAAGAAAUAUCAAACCAUUCUAGUAUCUUUGCCCAAAAAAGGGGGGUAGCCUUGGAGGGUUGGACAUGAUUAAAAAAUGACUAAACAAACACAAGACAAUCUGUAACUGGUGUCCCACCCUCCCUUGACCCACUCAAGUUUGUUCUAUCCUAUAUUUAGUGUCUUAUUGAGAAAAGGAUGUGACGGAAGGAGGAAGAGGGAUACUUCUUGUCUGGAAAGUAUUAUGUAAAUCAACCUAUCAAAAACCUAUAGUCUAGGCCAGUGAUGGGCAACCUUUUGAUCUUGGUGUGUCAAAAUUUGCUAAAAAAAAAAAAAAAGAGCAUAACUUGGGUGGUGUGUCACUUCAAGAAAAAACUGUCCUUCUUGGCAUGUGCACCAUACUUCUCUGUAUGGCUAUGCAUGUCAAUGCUGACACCUGUGUCAUAGGUUCACCAUCACAGGUCUAGGCAUUGUAACUACAAGUACAAAAAAAUGAAACAAUCCCUCCUGGUAAUGAGCAUCUAGUCAGUGCCUCUAUUGAGACCUUUCUUAGAGGAGAUGAGGGGAACAGGGGAAGAAAGAAGUAUCAAGCAGAGAAGCCCCCUUCUUUUCUUCUUCCUUUAAAGCAGUGUGGUCUAGUAGGAAUAAUCAAGAAAAGACAAGAGACAUUGGCUCUACCACUUGUGGGUACUUGGAUAAAUCAUUAGGCCUCUUUGGAACUCAGUUUCCCCCUCUGAAAAAGAAGGGAGGUUUGACUAAAUCAGGAAUUCUUCACCUUGUGUGUCUGUAUGUGUGGGUAUUAUGGGCACCUUUGGGGAUCUGGUGAAGCCUAUGGGUACUUUUUCAGAUUUUUUUUUAGAUAAUUGAAAAAAAUAUUUUAUUUUAAAAUUUUAGUUUUUCCAGUUACAUGUAAAAAUAAUUUUUAAUGUUAGGGUUUUUUUUCCCCAUUUUGAGUUCCAAAUUCUCUUUUACCCUCCCUUCUCUUCAUUGAGAAGGCAAGAAAUUUGAUAAAGGUUUUAUAUAUAUAUAUAUAUACAUAUAUAUAUAUAUAUAUAUAUAGUCAUGCA